Messenger RNA from Patella vulgata (common limpet), 3595 nucleotides. RefSeq names its product serine/threonine-protein kinase Nek1. NCBI's taxonomy places the organism in Eukaryota, Metazoa, Mollusca, Gastropoda, Patellidae. Gene Ontology annotation, molecular function: protein kinase activity; ATP binding. The transcript has 12 exons. The coding region runs from base 197 to 1750 and encodes 517 amino acids. Gene Ontology annotation, biological process: protein phosphorylation. The record is from RefSeq and is a predicted model, not a curated record.
CGAGCUACUUGUACAUAUUGUUGAGUACAUUUAUUUAUUGGUGUAACUAUAUUCUUGUUCAAAGUUAUGUAUGAAUCUGUAACCUGGAUAUAAUUAAGUGUGCCUGUCUGUUAAUUGUGGUCUAGCAGAGUAUUCAAUGUUGACAAUAUUUAUUUAUUUCGGAAAAUUGUAGCAAAUAGAAUUAGAAUCAAUUAAUAUGGAAUUGAUUAGACGUGGAGAGCAUCCCGAGGUAUAUAGUCUAGGUGAAAUACUUGGUGCAGGAACAUACGGUAAAGUCUACCUUGCCACUGCUAAAAAUGGAGAACAGAGUGCAAUAAAACAAAUUAAUGUUGAAGAUUUGAGGCACGAUACCGCAGAGAUGGAAAAUUUUGCAAGAGAGAUCAAUAACUUGUCCAGUUUAACUCAUAAAAACAUUCUGUGCUACUUGGAUUCAUGGCAGGACGACGAAAGAGCCUACAUUUACAUCAAAACAGAGUACUGCUCCAAAAAGGAUUUAUGGAAUUAUGUUAACGCUACUGGAAUACCAGACGAACAACAGUUGAGGUCAUGGAUUUAUCAAAUUGCUUCCGCAUUAAAGCACAUGCACGAAAGGGGAUAUAUACAUCGUAAUGUUAAGCCAGCAAAUGUAAUGGUUAUCGAAGAUCUGACUUUAAAAUUGGGAGAUUUUGGUACUUCAAGAUUAAUACCAAAAUCAAGUAUAUUAACUACAGUGAUUGGCACGCCAUAUUUUAUGUGUCCGGAAAUGCUGAACUACAAAUCAUACAGCAAACCUGCUGACAUUUGGAGUUUUGGUUGUCUAUGUUAUGCUAUUGCAACUUUAAAAGUGAUGAACGAGGGAACAUCCUUCAAAGAUAUCAUGAAAAGUUCGUUAAGAUUAAAGAACAGAGAAGUUGUACGUAACAUACCUUUUUCGGAUUGCGUAAAAAACCUGAUUGGACAAAUGUUAUCAUUUUUUCCGGAUGACAGACCAACGGCAGAUGAAAUCAUGGAUAAAGUGAAAUCAUGUGAAGAUGGGUCUGAAGCAAAUGCCCAUUCAGAUGAGCGAAAACUGACGAGACAACAAUCAGAGUGUAACCCAAAGAGCAAAAAACGUAAGCCUACCGCUGACGAAUCGUGGUUUCCUAGAAAUAUCGAUUUGUCUAAAACAUGCCCGGCAGCUCUGCAUUAUUCGCCGAUUAACAAAAGUCAACCAACAAAAAACACAGCUCUGCAUUUUUCGCCAAACAGAAGUCAACCAACAAACGAUACUGGUGCUGUGAAAACAGUAACUAAAAGUCAACCAACAGAAAGUACUGGUGCUGUGAAAACAGUAACUGAACGCCAAGUAAACCAGCCUGAUGCACAAUUUGAGGACGACCUUAAAGAUAUUUAUUUUUACAGUAUUUUAAAGGAGAAGUUGGGAGCGGAUGUCUAUGAAGUUGGGUUAAAUUGUAUGUACCAAAACGAUGAUGAUGACAUAGCCAUGACUGAGUUAAAGGGAGCAAUUGGAGAUGAAAAUUAUAGAGAGUUUGAUGUUUUCUUUGCUAAACUACGUUCCAUUCAUGUCAACAGCAUGGGGACCUUGUCAUAUACCAAACGUUUUUUAACAAAGCAGUUAGGGGAUGUUGUCUUUGAAGCUGCUUUAAAUUGUAUGCAUCAAAACGAUGAUGAAGAUAAAUUCAUGGCAGAGUUAAAGAGUGUAAUUGGAGAAGACCAUUACAGCAAUUUACAUACAUUCUUUGCUAAAUUGCGUUCCAUUGAUCGUCACUAACAUGCCGGUCGUUAUUUGUUAUUGUUAUUUUUGAACUAUUUUAAAUUCAAACGUUUAAUUGCCCCCUGUGAUAUACGAUACUAAUCUUUUUGAUGCGGCAUUUAGUUAAUCAAAAUUUGGUUCAUACGUGUAUUAUUAUUCGUCUUAAAGAACGUCAUUUCCGCAAAUUUAAUUAUUAACUUGUUAAUGACAUUACUGUCUUCUUUUUAACAUUAAACCCGUCAGUUUUCUACAAUAAUGUAUUUCAAUUAUAUUUAUUUACCGGAAUUAUCUCACUGUGAUUUGUUUAUAUUUAUAUACGUUUUCUACAUUGUGUUUAAAUUAUAUUCAUUUACCGGAUUAUUCUUUCUAAAUUUAAAACUGUGAUAUGUUUAUGUAUGUUUUAUAUAUUUUUGUUUACCGUAUCGGCUAUUUUAGGCUACUAUUAAAUUGUAUUUAGUCGAUAUUACUUACAUUGAUAUUACACAUUAUACAAUUAAUUAUCAUUGAUGUUAUGUUUAUGUAUAUCAUUAUGCAUUUAGAAUGAAAUGAAUAUCGAUGUUGUCACAUCCGAUUAAAUAUUCAUUAUAAUGUCCAUAUUCAUAUUGUGGACGUAUAUUGCCAUCGCCUCUGUGUGUGUGUCUGCGGGUCGCCUACAGGCCGCAAUUUAUAAUAGGUUGUCUUAAAACUUUGCAUACUUAUUCCUUAUACCCUAAGGAUGACCCCAAUUGUUUUGGUGCAUGCCCGACACCAAACGGCAGAAUCACGCCCAUUUGUAUUAUUUGUUGGUAUGUCGUUUACAGGCCGCAUUUUUUAACGAUCAUCUUGAAACUUUGCAUACAUAUUCCUUAUACGCUAAGGAUCAUCACUAUGGUGUCUGUGUGUCGUCUAUAGGCCACAAUUCUUAAUGGAUCGUCUUGGAACAUUGUAUAUUUAUUCCUUAUAGCUUUAGGACGGCCUAUUGAUUUUGGUGCAUGUCCCAAUCCCCAGGGGCAGCGCCACACCCAAUUUUUGUGUUUAUCAUAUAUAGGCCGCAAUUGUGAUUUGUGAAUGGGUCACCUUGGAACUUGGAAUAUGUAUUCCUGUAGCCUAAGGACGGCAACUACUAAUUUUAGUGUAUGCCCAGAGCCACACCCAUCUUUUUGUUUAUCGUCUAAGGCCACAAUUCUGAAUGGAUUAUCUUGGACCUUGGUGUAUAUACCCCAAGGACGACUACUAUUGAUUUUGGUGCAUGAUCCGCCCGGCUUGGGCGGUGCCACACACACUUUUUGUUAAUAUUUUGUCUGUAAAUAAUCUACAGGUUGCAAUUAUUAGCAUACUUGGAUCCAAUUCGGCAUGAUCUAAUAAUAGGGUUGUACCUCUUCAUAUUGUUACAUAUAUCCACCCCAUAGGGGCCGAGUCGCGCCCUAUUUUUUUGUUGAUCGUCUACAAACUGCAAUUCUGAAUGGAUCACUUUGGAACUUUGUAUAUUUAUUCCUUCUACUGUAAAGACAUCAAUUACUUAUUUUGGUGCAUGCCUCAACCCAAGUAAUGUGGACGUAUAUUGCAGCGGUACCGAUGCUCUUGUUUAUUAUAUUGGCUGUGUGGAUCUAGCCUUCGAAUCAAGUAUGUGUAUACAGCAUUUGAUUAAAAAUUGGUUAUAGUACUGAUACUAUCAACCAGCUUCACAGCCUGUCUUUGUCUUCACAGACCACCCACUUAUUAAGAAUAUUCUGAAGUGUUUGAUUGUAUCCACAAACCCUUAAAAUUAACGUGUUUUCGAAAUAUUUGAAUUGUUGAUUUAUAACAAGAAGUUGACUCCUUUGCAUUUGAUUUAAAUUACAAAAAAUAAAGUAAGUAUUUCUCAGUCGCUUACAAAUACCUGAA